Messenger RNA from Panicum hallii, 823 nucleotides. Its product is annotated as pathogenesis-related protein PRB1-2-like. Bases 56 to 580 code for a protein of 174 amino acids. The record is from RefSeq and is a predicted model, not a curated record. Gene Ontology annotation, cellular component: extracellular region. The transcript has a single exon. NCBI's taxonomy places the organism in Eukaryota, Viridiplantae, Streptophyta, Magnoliopsida, Poales, Poaceae.
AAACACCCAGCUUUCUCUCACCCCAUCAGACAACCAAACAUCCAGAAGAUCAUCCAUGGAGUUUUCCAAGAGUCUAGUAGCCGCCUUUGCCGUGGUGUCCAUGGCACUGGCCAUUGCAACCACCGCCUCAGCCCAGAACACGCCGCAGGACUUCGUCAACCUGCACAACCGGGCGCGCGCCGCCGACCGCGUCGGCCCGGUGACUUGGGACGCCAGGGUGGCCAGGUACGCGCAGGACUACGCCGCCAGGCGCGCCGGGGACUGCCAGCUCGUGCACUCCGGCGGGCCGUUCGGGGAGAACCUCUUCUGGGGCUCCGCGGGACGGGCGUGGAGCGCCGCCGACGCGCUCAGGUCGUGGGUGGACGAGAAGAAGAACUACCACCUCGACACCAACACCUGCGACCCCGGCAAGGUGUGCGGACACUACACGCAGGUGGUGUGGCGCAAGUCCACCCGCAUCGGCUGCGCGCGCGUCGUCUGCGCCGCCAACCGCGGCGUGUUCAUCAUCUGCAGCUACGACCCACCCGGCAACUUCAACGGCGAGAGGCCGUUCCUCGCACUUGACGCGGCGGCCAAGUAGGGUGCGCCGCACCUGAACUCGUUCGUUCCAGUGUCUCUAUACAUGGAUGCACGUAGUAUUAUUCCUGCUAAAUAAGCAAGUAUAUCUACUUGGCACUUGGUACGUGGCCACUACUCGUGUGCGCUCACCAACAGUCUUAUAUAUGAUGCAUAUAUGCAUGCGCAUCUUUAUUGUAUGUGGCCAAAUUUGUGAUGUGUAAGAUCCGAAAUAAUGGUUUACUGAGAUGCAACUUAAUUUUACAAA